This is a messenger RNA of Schistosoma bovis, 559 nucleotides long. The record is from the annotation of a GenBank genome assembly. Lineage: Eukaryota; Metazoa; Platyhelminthes; Trematoda; Strigeidida; Schistosomatidae.
UAUUCGUUGAGUUGAAGUUAUGUUACUAAAUGUUAAACUUUGUACUGUUUCAGGUCAGUAUAGAACAAUCUACUGUCUAAACACAUGCAUAUAUAUAUACAGAUAUAGAUAUACAUGUUUAUGUAACUAAUAAGAGUCUUAUUUUACACUUCCUAUAGUUCUUUUUAGCUUGAUAUUGUCAAUUAUAUAAAAUCAAAUCGAAUAUAAUAUGGAAUGUAAAAAAGCUGUUGUUAAAAAUGCUGAUAUGUCAGAUGAUAUGCAACAAUGUGCCGUUGAUAUAGCUGCUCAAGCAAUGAUUGAAUAUAAUAUAGAAAAAGAUAUUGCAGCUUAUAUUAAAAAACAUUUUGAUAAAAAUUAUGGUCCAACAUGGCAUUGUGUUGUUGGUAAAAAUUUUGGAAGUUAUGUAACACAUGAAACCAAUAAUUUUAUUUAUUUCUAUCUACAAAAUGUUGCGGUACAAUUAUUUAAAUCAGGAUAAAUAAUCAAUUACACAAUUUAUAUAAUUCAAUGCACAUAUUCACUUGUUUUCAAUGAGUAGAACUACAACAACAACAGCAGC